Molecule: messenger RNA, 2462 nt
Organism: Pelobates fuscus (common spadefoot toad)
Lineage: Eukaryota; Metazoa; Chordata; Amphibia; Anura; Pelobatidae
Gene: ESPNL
Product: espin like
Exons: 4
Coding region: 2-1834 (610 amino acids)
Biological process (GO): actin filament bundle assembly
Cellular component (GO): cytoplasm
Molecular function (GO): actin filament binding
Source: RefSeq, a predicted model, not a curated record
CAUGGAGCCUUUGGAUCAAGCAGUGGUCGUGGAGAAGAAAGUUGGAAGAGGGCUCCAGAAAGCCAAGAUCACAGCACUAUUCGCCAGCAGUAGAGGUGGACGGGGGGAGCCGUCAGGGAAGCUAACGGAUGUUUUACAACUCCCGGACAAAUCCAAAAUCACUCAGUGUCUUCAGAAAGCCAGAAUCACUGGAAUUUUCCUACAAGCUGGAGAACGUUCCGAUAUAAACUCAAGACGGGUGGAAGACAGCCAGAUCGACUCAGGCUCUCAGUAUGAUUUGGAUUCUUUAGUGCCUACACAUGAUGAACAAGGACGUCCGAUCCCAGAGUGGAAGAGGCAAGUCAUGGUGCGGAGGUUGCAGUCACAUCUGGAAGAAGAAGCCAAACAGGAUGAAUGGAAAUAUUCCCGUGCUCGUAGUGCCAUGCUGGGCCCAUAUGGUGAGCUUGUGACCGAGGAGGAGCUACGCAUGUUUGAUGGACAGAUGGAAGGAUUGCGCCGUCGCAGAGAAUGUCAGCAAUAUGAACAAGAGCUUAGUCGCCAGGUGGAGCAACUGCGAUCCCUACUUCCAACACCUCUGAUCAAUGUGAGCCUCAACACCCAGCUUCUACAGCAAAGAGAGGAUCAAGAUUGGUGUACUUGUAUGUCAAAUGUGGUCAACAGUAUGAACCAGCUUCUUUCUUCUAAUAGUUCAACUUCAGGUUUGUCACAGGACACAGUGAAAGCACGUCGGAAUCGGUCACCUUCACCUUCUCCAAUGAGAGAGUUGCUGCAAUGUGGUGUCUCAGUGCGAAGAUUAAAAGUUCAGUUUGAAAAACAACAGCAACCACGUAACCAGUUACAUGGAAAACCUUGCAAAGUAAAAACAGACAUAGAGGAUACAAGUGAUUCAGGAGUAAGUUCAGAAGAACCUCCUUCUCUCAGGGACUCUCCUGUACCACCUCGGACAUUAAGAAAAGAACGCAUUGUUCUUUUGUUUCUAAGCCACUGGAAGAGAUCUGUAUAUUCUCUGCAUAGAAUAAGGGAUUCAUGUAACAAUGGGACAUGCAAGGAUUCACUAAGUUCGAAUGAUGACCAUAAUAAGAAAAAAAGUGUUGAAGACAACAAAAAUAGAGACAGAAACAAUCUCGGAGCUGAAACAAUGAAUGGAAAUUCUCAUGAGAGAAAACAAACAGUGGAAACCUUUCAAGAGGUUUCAAAUGAUAAUGGGAAUACUGUUUUAUUCAAUAAUACAGAAAACACGAAUGAGAUUGCAACAAAUGGGCAAGAUUCACUGGAGGGUGAGUUCUCCCCUCGUAUUGGUGGAAUUUUAAAUCAGUUGAUGAGACAAAGAACUACUGUCCAGCGCUUGAUUGGAAGUUGGAAAUCGGUAUCACAAAAUGCCCCACAAUCUUCUGGAAACCAAUCUGUUAUUCAAUCUCCUGAACAUUUUCUAUCAACAACUCCUAGAAAUACAUCUUUGAAUCAUGACAGUCUUACACUCGAUCUUUUCAUGCUAGGAUACUUCAGACUCCUCGAACAAGACCUUCCAGAGGAUGAAAGACGUAUGAGGCAUCUACUCUGUUUUGAAGUUUUUGACCAGCUUGGACGUCAUGGUUGGCCAACGGCUAGAGACUUCCACUGCACUGUCUUACAGGAGAUAGCUACUGGGCGUAGGACAUGGUCUGAUGGAUUUGAUGACAUCAAAUCCCGCUUUUUUGGACCUGGUACAGAAAAGAAUGAAGAUAGAAUCAGUAACCAACAAGUAUCAGAUUCCAAUGAUGUAUGUCAGUGUAUCGAGAGGAGCUUUACAUUUUGGAAAGAAAAAGAGUCUGAAAUAUUUGAAACGGAGCCAUAACCAAUUAACUGUGAAAUAUUGCAAUGUACAAAGUUUAUAAAUUCCUGACACCUGAAAACUAUCUCACAAGAUGGGCUUCUUGUCUUUGUAUAGAUUAAAUCUGAAGAAUAACAACUUUUGCUGCAAACGUUGGGAAAAUUAUUGAUCAUGCAUUACUAUAAAAAUUCAAACUUUCAAUCUGAACUCAUAAAAUUUAGUAAAGACACAAUGUCCUUCUACUUCUGUUGCACUACUUGUGGCAUAGCAAUAUCAGUAGUAAAUGAAGCACAGCAUGGGUUUAGAAAAUUCAAAUUUUGAUUACUUAUUUUAUAGUUCAAAGUUAAAAGCUUUCUAUGUGUGUGGCUUCCCAUUAACAUGCUAUGGCAAAAGGCGGCGAGGUACACUCAUAAAACCUUUAAAGCAUUGAAAGUGCAGACAAACCUGCAUAGAAAAGAAAAUUGGUUAUUUAAAUCAAACAAACAAACAAAACAACCAACCAACCACGAAUGUCAUUGUUUUAUCAGUUCAAAAGGAAAUUUCAAUGUCAAAAAGAAAAAAAGUUGUUUUAAAAUAGAUGAUUGUACGUAGGAGAAAAGGUGCUUUUGUUGUUGGUUGCCCUAAAUUCUAUAUAUCUUAAUAAUGAUAUGUC